CCUUUUCCCUUUUUUUUCAAAUAGUAUUAUCCCUCUACCCGCACAUUGCUUCCUCAUCGCUGGUCUAUGCUUUGUUAAGUUAGGGUUUUAGAGUUUUCCUUUCCCGUUCUCCCCUCUUGAGGAUGGCCGGAAUGAAACUGACGCCAGAAGAAUCCGAUUUCACGCAGGUCAGGCCGACAGCAGCGGCCGACCUAAUUUCAGAUGACGACCGAUCCGUGGCCGCGGACUCUUGGUCUAUAAAGAGUGAAUACGGGAGCACCCUCGACGACGAGCAGCGUCACGCUGAUGCCGCUGAAGCCCUUUCCGCGGCUAGUUACAGAGCCGCGUCUGAUUACAGUUCUGAUAAAGAAGAUCAAGAUGCCGAUGGCGUUUCCUCAAUGCUUGGUUUCCAGACUCAUUGGGAUGCCACCUAUGCGGAUGAAUUGGCAAAUUUUAGAGAACAUGGCCAUACUGGUGAAAUUUGGUUUGGUGCUGAUGUAAUGGAAACUGUUGGUUCCUGGACCAAAAGCUUGUGCAUUGAUAUCACCCUAGGUCACUUUCCAAAUCAGAUAGGAAAUAGCAGUUCAGGUCCUGCUGGGCAUUAUGAAAAAGAUUUGUCGAAAUGGAGUGUGCUGGAUAUUGGGACUGGAAAUGGCUUGCUUCUUCAAGAGCUUGCUAAACAGGGGUUCUCUGAUCUCACUGGAACUGAUUAUAGUGAAGGAGCAAUUGACCUUGCUCGUAAUCUUGCUGAUCGUGAUGGUUUUUCUGAGAUCAAAUUCUUGGUUGAUGAUGUUCUUGAAACAAAGUUAGAUAGGAAGUUUCAUCUUGUUAUGGAUAAAGGUACUUUAGAUGCCAUUGGAUUGCAUCCUGACGGGCCUAUCAAAAGGAUCAUGUACUGGGAAUCAGUCUUAAAACUUGUAGCUCCUGGUGGGUUAUUGGUAAGCUCUUUUUCUUUUCCUCAGACGUGACGAUAAUCCUUCUCCAUAACAGCUUUCAAUUCUUCAACUGUUCACUUCCAUUUUCAUUUCAUUUUCAUUUACCCCAGUGCCGCAAAGGGGGGUCGGAUGUACGCAGUCUUACCCUUGUACUAAAGCACAGAGAGACUGUUUCCGGAUGGCCCACAGUGAAAAUCCCGUCCAAAAUUGCAUGGACUGACUGCUGCUUCAUAACAAAGAAGCGCAGACAGUUUAGUGAGCCAUUUUGCUUUAUUCCAUCAUAAUCUCAAGCCAAAAAAUAAUGAAUCUUUGGCUCCAUUGCAAAUGAUGUAAUUCAACUGUUCACUUGCAUAGUUGCAUAAAAUCUCAAAUGGGAGCAUUCCUACCAGAAUCUUUUUUUUAUGUCUGUGUGUAGGGGGCGGAUAAGGUACAAACUGUGCUUAUUGUGCAAACCUUUGUACGCUGCAUCUUUACGUUAUUUGUAUUGCAUAUUGAGGUUCAAAGUGUUGCAUAUUAUUUAGCCAUAGAAUAGCAGUUGCAUAUUAAUGAUCAAUGAGUUGCAUCCUAAAAAAGUUGGCUUUUAUUACAAAAAUGUCACUGAGCCUUUAUAGCCUUUAGAUCAACUCAUCUCAUCGGAUGGCCAAGAUGAGUUUGUAGUUUGUAAAUUAAGGAGGGUUUGUAUUUGAUCUCUAUUCUAUGUGUGUGUAUUUCACUGUUUGCUGGUGUGAUUAUUGCAGGUAAUCACAUCAUGUAACAGUACGAAAGAUGAAUUGGUAGAAGAGGUGUCUGCAUUGAAUCAAAGAAGAAACCCUGUCAGUCAAGAAUCGGAGGAGAAUCAAGAGCAGCAGGAAACCCCCAGAGAUACCCCUCCAUUCCGCUACCUUGAUCAUGUUCGAUCUUAUCCAACAUUCAUGUUCGGAGGAUCCAUAGGAUCUCGUGUUGCCACAGCUGCAUUCCUAAAAGAACUUUCAUCUAUUUGAGUGAAUCUGACUUGCAAUGCUCCUAUUCAUUUCUAUGUAUUCUACAUUGAUAUUCAGUGUUUUAUUAUACUGUUCAGACUGUUUGGCUGCCAAAUGCUACCACUUUAUAUAAACUGAAAAUAGUAGUAGCAUCAUUGUUUAAUUGCA
This is a messenger RNA of Cuscuta europaea, 2041 nucleotides long. NCBI's taxonomy places the organism in Eukaryota, Viridiplantae, Streptophyta, Magnoliopsida, Solanales, Convolvulaceae. The record is from the annotation of a GenBank genome assembly.